Messenger RNA from Penicillium hordei, 435 nucleotides. Its product is annotated as Short-chain dehydrogenase/reductase SDR. Bases 1 to 435 code for a protein of 144 amino acids. The transcript has a single exon. The record is from RefSeq and is a predicted model, not a curated record. NCBI's taxonomy places the organism in Eukaryota, Fungi, Ascomycota, Eurotiomycetes, Eurotiales, Aspergillaceae.
AUGCACCCGGGUGGAGGAAUCGUCUUUGGCGCGGUGCGCACCAAGCAGGAGUUCAGCGCCUUUGGUGGAUGGAUCCGCUACGGCCAGAGCAAGUUGGCAAACCUGCUGUACGCGCGUGAGCUCGCACUUCGGUACCCGGCCAUGACCAGUAUCUCCGUCACGCCCGGAGUCGUGAAUACCGGGCUGGUCGAGAACCUAGGCUGCUUCAACCGCGCCUUCAUCUGGGUCACCAACUUGGGUCAGCUGAUGAAGCCGGAGGAAGGCGCCCAUAAUCAGCUCUGGGCUUCGACAGUCGCCAAGGACACCCUGCAGAAUGGCCAGUUCUACGAGCCGCUCGGGGUGCUCUCUACCAAAUUAGACAAGGCGUCCCAGGAUGCAGCGUUAGCUAAGCGGUUGUGGGAUUGGACUGAAGAGGCCUUGCAGGCAUACCUGUGA